Messenger RNA from Vigna radiata var. radiata (mung bean), 742 nucleotides. RefSeq names its product A-agglutinin anchorage subunit-like. The transcript has 4 exons. The record is from RefSeq and is a predicted model, not a curated record. Bases 133 to 561 code for a protein of 142 amino acids. Lineage: Eukaryota; Viridiplantae; Streptophyta; Magnoliopsida; Fabales; Fabaceae.
GUUUGGAAAUAAUUCACUUCUUCAGAUGGAAAAAAGUAUUAUUACAAUAAGGUUACUCAACAAUCAACGUGGUCAAUACCAGAGGAACUUCAGUGGGCUCGGGAGCAGGCAUAAAAAGUUGCAAACCAGGGAAUGCAGUCAGAAACAAGUGAUACACCCAAUGCUGUUGUCUCAUCAAUUGCAACAUCAACAGCAGCUAAUGCAGCUAGCUUGAACCCUUCUUUGACAUCAAAUGGGCCUGCUUCCAGCCCAUCUUCUAUCAUACCAAUUGCAUCAACCGAUUCUCAGCAGUUGGUUUCUGGGUUAUUAGGGGCCUCUGUUUCACACUCUACAGUUACCUCAAGCACCACAAGUGUUGAACCAAGCAGUGCGGGAACUACAAGUGUUGUGCCUGUAGUAAUUGCAGGAGGCUCAGGACUACCUGAGAACUCACCUCAACUAUCCAAAAUGCCACCCAUUGUCGAAAAUCAAGCAUCUCAAGAUUUUGCUUCUGCAAAUGGAUCUUCUCCUCAAAAUAUUGAGGUAACUAUUGUAAUUGAUGGGGCUUGUUUUUAUCCUUAAUUAGCAUGUACAUAUUCUUAUGCUCUGUUUGCUAGAUAGAAGAAAUGUACUGGAAGUGAAAAGGAAGUAAGAGAGUACAAAAAGAGUGAAAAUAGAUGUUGUUUGGUACUAAGGAAGGAAACAGGUGAAAGAGAAUGGACAAAGAUAUUUCUUUAUUGAAGAAAAGUAAAAAAUAAAAAUA